AUGAAGACCAGAUUUAGCAUUCUACUAGGCCUGGGGGGGUUAUCCUGCUGCAUGCUUGCAGAUGCUCUAUCCCCUUUCUAUAAUGACACCCGUGUCGACAAACGACAAUCGACAGACCGCUUGGUGUUUGCCCACUUCAUGAUCGGUAUCACCAGUGACAGGCACAGUGCCUCUGACUAUGACGAUGAUAUGAGACGUGCCAAAUCGCUUGGAAUUGAUGCCUUCGCGCUCAAUAUCGGGGUCGACCCAUAUACUGAUCAACAACUCCAACUGGCAUACGACUCCGCGGCCAAUAAUGACAUGAAAGUCUUCCUGUCGUUCGACUUCAACUGGUGGCAUAUAAGCCAAGCUACUGCCAUCGGCCAGAAAAUUGCACAGUAUGGCAGCAGACCUGCCCAGCUCAUUGUCGACAACAAGAUUUUUGUCUCCUCCUUUGCGGGCGACGGACUAGAUGUAGCGGCAUUGCGAGCGGCAGUCGGUCGAUCGAUUUUCUUUGCCCCAAAUUUCCAUCCAUCGUACGGAACUGACAUUUCUCCCGUGGAUGGUCUUUUGAACUGGAUGGCAUGGCCGAAUGACGGCAACAACAAAGCCCCAAAGGCUGGAAAAAGUGUUUCUGUUGCUGAUGGAGAUCGAGUGUAUGUCAAUGCUCUGGCUGGGAAGGCCUAUGUUGCCCGUUCGUAUAUCAAUGCUCACCUGACUCUGGUUCAUCGUCUUACUGACCAUGUUAUAGCUGUUUCUCCGUGGUUCUUUACUCAUUUUGGACCGGAGGUCUCUUAUAGCAAGAAUUGGAACUUCCCCUCCGACCUGUUGUGGUUCAAUCGCUGGAAUGAGAUUCUUGCCCUAAAACCGCGGUUCAUUGAGAUCGUCACAUGGAAUGACUAUGGGGAAUGCCAUUAUAUUGGGCCUUUAAAGUCCCCCCAUACUGAUGACGGCGCAUCAAAAUGGGUCAACGAUAUGCCCCACGAUGGAUGGCUCGACAUCUCAAAACCUUUCAUUGCUGCAUUCAAAGCAGGCGAAUCUUCUCCCGAUAGCCAUAUCUCUUCAGAUGAGCUGGUUUACUGGUAUCGGCCGGCACCUCGAGGUGUGGAUUGCGACGUCACAGAUACCUGCAUGGUUCCAGCAAACAAUGGCAGUGGAAACUACUUUAUGGGACGACCUGAUGGGUGGCAAUCCAUGCAGGACUCUGUCUUCGUGGUCUCAUUGCUCACAGCUCCCGCUACAGUCCAGGUGAACAGUGGCGGAAGCUUCUAUAGCUAUGAUGUACCAGCUGGCGCAAGUGCUAAAUCAAUUCCAAUGGGACUUGGUUCACAAAGCUUCACGGUAGUUCGUGACGGGCAGACAAUUCUCUCUGGCACAAGUCUGAAACAGAUCAUCAAUGGUUGCGUCUGUGGUCUGUAUAACUUCAACGCCUAUGCUCUCCCACUCCUCCUGGGGGUGGUGGUGGAGGAGGAGGAGGAGGAGGAGGAGGAGGAGGAGGAGUAUGUAUAUCUGGAUCCGGCUCUGACAACUAUAUCGGACUCUGUUCAUUUUGCUGCAAUUAUGGCUACUGUCCACCGGGGCCAUGCGAUUGUAAUGCGUGGGGGGAUCCAGUCCCUACGCCACCGACAACCGGAGCAAAUGGAGUACCCCUUGUUGGCGAGGAUGAUUCUUAUUUGGGUCUUUGUAGUUUUGCGUGCAAUCAUGGAUAUUGUCCACCUACUGCAUGUAGGGAGUUGUGAGUGGAAAUGA
This is a messenger RNA of Penicillium nucicola, 1728 nucleotides long. RefSeq names its product glycoside hydrolase family 71 protein. Bases 1 to 1728 code for a protein of 575 amino acids. NCBI's taxonomy places the organism in Eukaryota, Fungi, Ascomycota, Eurotiomycetes, Eurotiales, Aspergillaceae. Gene Ontology annotation, molecular function: glucan endo-1,3-alpha-glucosidase activity. The transcript has 4 exons. Gene Ontology annotation, biological process: mating projection tip cell wall disassembly. The record is from RefSeq and is a predicted model, not a curated record.